This is a messenger RNA of Caenorhabditis remanei, 534 nucleotides long. RefSeq lists its product as uncharacterized. The coding region runs from base 1 to 534 and encodes 177 amino acids. Gene Ontology annotation, cellular component: prefoldin complex; cytoplasm. Gene Ontology annotation, biological process: microtubule-based process; protein folding; tubulin complex assembly. The transcript has 3 exons. The record is from RefSeq and is a predicted model, not a curated record. NCBI's taxonomy places the organism in Eukaryota, Metazoa, Nematoda, Chromadorea, Rhabditida, Rhabditidae. Gene Ontology annotation, molecular function: tubulin binding.
AUGUCAGAUGCUCUAUCUGCUCGUGGAAUUCCAAAAAGUGAUCUGAUUGAGGACGUCGAAUCAUGGCUUACAAAAGAGAAGUUGUCCAUUGAAGAAGCAGAAGUGGUUCUUCGUGAAAAAUACGGAAAAUACAAGUACGUCGAAUCGAGUAUGACUGCACAAAAACAACGAAUGUCGGAAAAGAUUCCGGAAUUUGAGAACAGUUUGAGCAUCAUUGACACUUUGAUAGCAAAAAGAGCUGCCAAUGAAUCAUUUGAGACGACUUUCUUACUUUCCGAUGAUGUCUACACCAAAGCAACCGUUCAAAAACCAGAAACUGUUUCUAUAUGGCUCGGUGCAAAUGUAAUGGUUGAGUACGAUUUGGAAUCUGCCAAAAAGCUGUUGGACAAGAAUCGUGGAUCUGUCCAGAAAGUAGUGGAUGAGUUGACCAGCGAGUUGGCAUACAUUAAAGACCAAAUCACAACAACGGAAGUGAACAUGUCUCAUAUCGUCAACUAUGGUGUCAAUAAGCGUCGUCUGGCUUCUGCUAAAUAA